This is a messenger RNA of Opisthorchis viverrini, 279 nucleotides long. RefSeq lists its product as hypothetical. The transcript has 2 exons. The record is from RefSeq and is a predicted model, not a curated record. NCBI's taxonomy places the organism in Eukaryota, Metazoa, Platyhelminthes, Trematoda, Opisthorchiida, Opisthorchiidae. The annotation marks the transcript as partial.
UCUGAGAGCGUCACUACGAGGUUCGUGAAGAUCUCACCCUGCCACAGUGACCCUUGUAUUUUAUUUGUGGGGGAAUCCGUCACCAUUGAAGUCACAUUUCUGGCAGGAGCAGAUAUCGUACCAAGCGUGUUUAGGCUGAAAAGUAGAAUUGGAGGCAAGCUUUCAGACAAAAUUUUCCUUGAUGAUGCCGUAUGUUCUCGCUUCUCACCAAUGUGUCCUAUUCGAUCUGGAGGGACAUACACAUACAGAUUCAAAGGCGUGGUCAAACGAGGUCAGUCA